AUAACGCACAUCUCCUCUUCCCCCACGUUGUUUCCAAAUCCAAACAACAUCUAUCUCUGAUAUCCUCAGCACAUGAACACAAGCACAAAUUAUACGGAACAAAAAUUAGAUUGAAUAUAUAUUUUUUUUGUUCUGUUUUGUGCAAAGGUGCAGCCAAACAUGUUACGGCGAAAGGGAUGGCUAGUACUGUACAGUCCAGCUGUAUAUACAAUCAUUGCCACCAGCUUUUGCUAUCAAUGAUAUUGGAGAGGAUCUGAUUUCUAAAUGAAUUAUUAGACUACAAAGCUCCUAUUCACAAUUGUCGGUGUUAGUUUCAUAUUUCUGAAAACAAAGUUUAGGCGUUUUGGAUUUUUCAUACAGAAAUCGGUAAAAGCUGCACAAAUAUGACUUCCAGUGAGAAAUCAGAAAGUGGUCUGAGGGUUGAUUAUAGGGCACCUUUGUUAUCAAGAAUUGAUGAUGACGUGCCGGUGGAGAAACGCAAAGGAGCUUCUUUUGCUGGAUCAGUGUUUAAUCUAUCAUGUUCGAUUGUGGGUGCUGGGAUAAUGAGUUUGCCUUCAACUUUUAAAUUGUUAGGAAUUGUUCCUGGCACUUUACUUGUUAUUAUUGCUGCAUUCUUAACCGAGGCUUCUGUUGAGAUGUUGCUUCGAUUUAGUAAGCCUGGUUCAUCAUUUUCCUAUGGCGAUGUCAUGGGUGAUGCAUUUGGAACUAGUGGAAAGGUGUUGUUGCAGAUAUGUAUAGUAAUCAACAAUAUUGGUGCUGUUAUCAUUUACCUGAUCAUUACAGAGGAUGUGAUUUCUGGUUCAACUUCAAGUGGGAUUCACCAUGCUGGCAUUUUAGAAGGAUGGUUUGGUGAAUUUUGGUGGACUGGGCGUGCCUUUGUGCUUCUCGUCCUAACUACAUUUGUUUUUAUUCCUUUAAUAUGUUUUAAGCGGAUUGAUUCAUUGAGAUUCACUUCUGCUAUAUCAUUUGUUCUUGCUGUACUGUUUAUUGUUGUGCUGAUUGGCGUAACAAUAUACAAACUGAUUGAGGGAAGCAUAAAGACACCUACAUGGUUUCCAGAAGUUGAUAGCGCAACAUCCUUCCUAAAUCUUUUCACUGCAGUUCCGGUUCUUGUUUGUGCAUAUUUAUGUCACUUCAAUGUACAUACAAUUGAAAACGAGCUUGGAGAUUCACCUAGGAUGCAAGCUGUUGUUCGAACCUCACUUGUUUUUUGUGCAGCAGUAUAUCUAACGACAGGCUUCUUUGGGUUUCUUCUGUUUGGCGAUUCAACUCUUUCAGAUGUGCUCUCCAACUUCGACACCAACCUUGCAGUUCCCUACAGCUCUCUUAUCAACAGCAUUGUUCACAUCAGCUAUGCAUUACAUAUCAUACUUAUAUUUCCUAUCAUAUUUCACCCACUGAGGCUUAAUUUGGACGGCCUCCUUUUCCCCUCAGCAAGGCAUUUUCUGUCGCACAACAUAAGAUUUGCAUUCAUAAGCAUGGGACUUCUCGCGGUGUGUCUUUUUGGAGCAAUAUACAUACCAAGCAUUUGGAUAGCUUUCGAGUUCGCUGGUGCAACAGUAGGGGUUAUGCUUCUUUUCAUAUUUCCUGCUGCCAUCACCCUCAGGGACUAUCAUUCUAUAGCAACAAGGAAAGACAAGUUUCUAGCUGUUGUUAUGAUCAUUGUAGCAGUGUUCUCAAAUGUAGUGGCUAUAUACAGCAAUGCACACUCUUUGCUUUACAAUUCGAACAACUCCUAGUCACUAUAUGUGCAUCAAUGCUUGUUGAUUACAAUGCAGGGGAGGGAGGAUUGCAUGGAGCUCACGGCAAUUCUUGUUGCUAACAUUCAAAUGAUUCAGCUAGAUAUAGCAGCUGCACCUUCAUAGUUCAUACUCUGUCCCGUCAUGUAUCAUGUAAUUUGCAAAUAUAGUUGGAUGUAAUUGCAAGUAUAAACAUUAGUAUUACUGCACCUACUCUUUUCAGUUUUCACCACAGUAUUGGUGAUAAUUAAAGUUGUAUAUUAAAUUAUACAAGCCUGGUAAUCUAGUAUGGUUAUUGGCCA
This is a messenger RNA of Daucus carota subsp. sativus, 2041 nucleotides long. RefSeq names its product amino acid transporter AVT6A. Gene Ontology annotation, biological process: amino acid transmembrane transport. The record is from RefSeq and is a predicted model, not a curated record. The coding region runs from base 384 to 1739 and encodes 451 amino acids. NCBI's taxonomy places the organism in Eukaryota, Viridiplantae, Streptophyta, Magnoliopsida, Apiales, Apiaceae. The transcript has 6 exons. Gene Ontology annotation, molecular function: L-amino acid transmembrane transporter activity.